AUGACAGGAAUAUCAGAUGAAUAUAGCAAGUAUGAACCUUUCUUUGAUGCUGUGAAAGCUGGUGAUUGGAAAACUGCAAAGGAGUUUUACAACCAGCAUCCAGAGGCAGUAAGAGCAAGACAUCCGUUUUCCGGUAAGACGGCUCUUCACAUGGCAGUUGAUGCCAGGCAGACGAAAAUGGUGAAAAAACUGGUGAAGUUGAUGGAUGUGAAAGACUUGGAAAUAAAAUCGACAGUAGGUGGUGUAACAGCUCUUGGUGUUGCUUCAAAUACGGGGAUUACAGAAAUGGCUGAAUGCAUGGUAAAAAAGGACAGAAAAUUACUUACCACCCCCAAUUCAUUCAACAUGAUUCCACUUGUCAGAGCUUAUUGCAACGGCUAUUGGCAUAUGUCUCGGUACCUCUACUCCGAAACUCCGGUUGAAUAUUUAUGGGCAGACAACGGACCCAGUGGCGCUACAAUCAUCUCCCAAUCUUUUGCAUCCAAAGAAUUUGAAAUUGCAUGGGAUUUAAUUCAACUGUGCCCAAAAUUGGCUUUUACUACGGACCACUUUGACUCAACUCCUUUACACGCUUUGGCUGGUCUGCCUUCUUCAUUCCAGAGUGGAGCACAUCUCAAUUUCUGGCAACAAUGGAUCUAUGACCGCAUAGACAUACAACCUCCUCCUCUUACCGUCAAUUUUACUGCUAUAACUGUUCGGAAUGAAGAAAAUGGCCAAGCUAAUAACAAAAGGACUCCAAUGCGAUCAGUGGCAGGUUUAUUGGAAGGGCUUGUUUCUCAAUCAAAAAAGCAGAAGGAAGGCCUAGUUUCGUAUAUAGCUGAGAAACUUGGAAUCAACUGCAUCUACAAGAUCAAAACUGUCCAUGUCCGGUCCCUUGCAGUUUUAGAUGUCAUGUGCAAAGAGAUAAAGAAGUUGGACAUGGAUCAACAGCUGCUGAGCACUGUGGCUUCGGCAAUGCUCCGAGCUGUUGAUAAAGGGAACGUCGAGUUUAUUACUAAGAUAUGUAAAGCAAAUCCAGAACUUCAGUUCGUCUGGAAUAAUGAAAAAUCAAAGAUUUUAUUUCACUAUGCCGUCCAAUGUCGUCAAGAAAAGAUUUAUAACCUUUUGCAUGGGAUCUCUGCAAAAGACUGGUUCAUAGCUCUUACCGACAACGAUAAUAAUAACAUGCUACAUAUGGCAGGCUUGCUUGCCCCAUUUACACAACUUAAUUGUAUUCCAGGUGCAGCUUUGCAGAUGCAGCGUGAACUACAAUGGUACAAGGAGGUAGAGGCGGUUGUACCUCCCAAGUUUCUUGACUCUACGAACAAGGAUAAUUUGACACCAAGAGAUCUAUUUACAAAGAGUCAUAGUGAAUUGCUACAGAAAGGUGAAAAAUGGAUGAAGGAGACGGCAACUUCUUAUACUGUUGUAGGUGCUCUUAUUAUUACCAUGAUGUUUGCUGCUGCGAUUACAGUUCCUGGAGGAAAUAAAGAUACCGGCUUUCCCGCAUUCAUCAAUGAAAAAUUGUUUAUGGUGUUUAUAGCUUCAGAUGCUAUAUCACUCUUUUCUUCCACGACCGCAACGUUAACGUUUCUUGGAAUUCUCACAUCACGUUAUGCAGAAGACGAUUUCCUGAAAUCCUUACCCACAAAGAUGAUAAUAGGGCUUGCCAGUCUUUUUUUUGCUAUUGCAACCAUGAUGAUUGCGUUUUCUACUGCCCUUCUAAUUAUAAAUUGUGGACAUUCCUGGAUUGUGAUUCCGGUCAUACUUCUUUCAAGUGUUCCAGUCACUUUAUUUGCUUGGAUGGAAUUCCCCCUCCUAGUUAGAAUUACCGUUUCUACUUACGGUAAAGGAAAAUUUAAUAGGAAUGUGAAACGUUGGUUGUAAAGGUACUUCGGUAUUUUACAAUUAUUACUCUAUAUAUUUAUGUGGGUGUUGUAAGUACUAUUAAUUAUGUGGCCGUCCAC
Molecule: messenger RNA, 1946 nt
Organism: Malus domestica (apple)
Lineage: Eukaryota; Viridiplantae; Streptophyta; Magnoliopsida; Rosales; Rosaceae
Cellular component (GO): membrane
Source: RefSeq, a predicted model, not a curated record